This is a messenger RNA of Saccharomyces paradoxus, 1254 nucleotides long. RefSeq names its product acetyl-CoA C-acyltransferase (gene POT1). The record is from RefSeq and is a predicted model, not a curated record. Gene Ontology annotation, molecular function: acetyl-CoA C-acyltransferase activity. Gene Ontology annotation, biological process: phenylacetate catabolic process; fatty acid beta-oxidation. Gene Ontology annotation, cellular component: peroxisome. The transcript has a single exon. NCBI's taxonomy places the organism in Eukaryota, Fungi, Ascomycota, Saccharomycetes, Saccharomycetales, Saccharomycetaceae. The coding region runs from base 1 to 1254 and encodes 417 amino acids.
AUGUCUCAAAGAUUACAAAGUAUUAAGGACCAUUUGGUGGAGAGCGCCAUGGGGAAGGGUGAAGCGAAGAAGAAGAACUCGCUGUUAGAGAAAAGGCCCGAAGAUGUGGUAAUUGUGGCUGCUAACAGGUCCGCUAUCGGUAAGGGUUUUAAAGGUGCUUUCAAAGAUGUAAAUACAGACUACUUAUUGUACAACUUUCUCAAUGAGUUCAUCGGGAGGUUUCCGGACCCUUUAAGGACGGAUUUGAAGUUGAUCGAAGAAGUUGCUUGUGGUAACGUUCUCAAUGUCGGUGCCGGUGCUACCGAACACAGAGCUGCAUGUUUAGCAAGUGGUAUUCCCUACUCGACGCCAUUUGUCGCUUUGAACAGACAAUGUUCUUCAGGUUUAACGGCGGUAAACGAUAUUGCUAACAAAAUUAAAGUUGGGCAAAUCGAUAUUGGUUUAGCGCUGGGAGUGGAAUCAAUGACCAAUAAUUACAAGAACGUCAACCCCUUGGGUAUGAUCUCCUCUGACGAACUGCAGAAAAACCGAGAAGCGAAAAAAUGUCUAAUACCAAUGGGUAUUACGAACGAGAAUGUUGCUGCCAAUUUCAAGAUCAGCAGAAAGGAUCAGGAUGAGUUUGCUGCCAAUUCUUAUCAAAAAGCCUAUAAGGCAAAGAACGAGGGACUUUUUGAGGAUGAAAUCUUGCCCAUAAAAUUACCAGACGGUUCAAUUUGCCAGUCAGACGAAGGGCCACGCCCUAACGUCACUGCUGAAUCACUUUCAAGCAUUAGGCCUGCCUUUAUUAAGGACAGAGGCACUACAACUGCAGGUAAUGCAUCCCAGGUUUCCGACGGUGUAGCAGGGGUCUUGUUAGCUCGCAGGUCUGUGGCGAACCAGUUGAAUUUACCUGUGCUAGGUCGCUACAUCGACUUUCAAACAGUGGGCGUUCCACCUGAAAUCAUGGGUGUAGGCCCUGCAUAUGCCAUACCAAAAGCCCUGGAAGCCACUGGCUUGCGAGUCCAAGAUAUCGAUGUUUUCGAAAUCAAUGAAGCAUUCGCGGCCCAAGCAUUAUACUGUAUCCAUAAACUGGGCAUCGAUUUGAAUAAAGUAAAUCCAAGAGGUGGUGCGAUUGCGUUGGGCCAUCCGCUGGGCUGUACCGGUGCAAGGCAAGUAGCUACUAUACUAAGAGAACUCCAAAAGGAUCAGAUCGGGGUUGUUAGUAUGUGUAUCGGUACUGGUAUGGGUGCCGCGGCUAUCUUUAUUAAGGAAUAG